This is a messenger RNA of Aspergillus piperis CBS 112811, 4735 nucleotides long. Its product is annotated as polyketide synthase. The transcript is spliced from 6 exons. Gene Ontology annotation, molecular function: fatty acid synthase activity. The record is from RefSeq and is a predicted model, not a curated record. The coding region runs from base 1 to 4698 and encodes 1565 amino acids. Gene Ontology annotation, biological process: secondary metabolite biosynthetic process; fatty acid biosynthetic process. NCBI's taxonomy places the organism in Eukaryota, Fungi, Ascomycota, Eurotiomycetes, Eurotiales, Aspergillaceae.
AUGGCUCCCCCACGACUUCUCUGCUUCGGUGACCAAACCACUGAUUCAUGCAGCCGUAUCAAAGACUUAUACGCGAAGGCGACUCAAUACAAUCGUCUACACGACUUCCUGACUGUCGUCGACCGUCUCGUCCGUUCACAGCGAUUGGGCAUAUCGACUACUGACAACCCCCUUUUUGAUGAUUACGAUUCGAUGGAUACCGUGGCUGAGGCCUAUGCUCAGCGAACGGAUUAUGGUGUCGUUAUGCCCACCGUGCUACUCUGCGUAGCUCAGCUUGGAGGUUUGAUCCUACACCUGGAGGAGGACCCAACUCUUCUGUGGGGACAAACUUCCAAGUUGCACAUCGUUGGUCUCUGCACUGGGUUGUUCCCGGCAGCUCUGGCGGCCACUGUCCCAUCACCGGCAGAGUUGCUUCCUUUGUCGUUACUCAUGGUUAUGUUAUCGCUGCGCCUGGCAAUCCAGGUGGACCGCCGAUCUCGCUACAUUGAGGCUUCGACCCAGAGCUGGGCAGUAUCGGUGAAGCGGGCCUCGGCCGGCGAGCUGGAAAGAGUGAUUGCAUCCUUUAAUGAGGAACAACUUCCAGAACAUAAGCGGGCGUAUAUAAGUGCCGAACUUGAUACAUCUGUGACGAUCAGCGGUCCUCCGUCCACGCUAUCCCUCCUUAUGCGCCACCCCUCAAUCAGCAACCUGCCAAAGUCGGAACUACCAAUCGCCGCCGCAUACCAUGCUCCUCAUCUCAAAAGACCUAGCUUGGAGGAUAUUUUAGGGCCUUUGAAGGUUCCAGACCUUCGAGUUCGGCGAAAUGUUACUGUGGUGUCCCCAAACUCUGGCAUGCCGUAUGCCACUGCCUCCUUGCGCGGACUGCUACAUUUCAUGAUGGCUGAUCUCCUCCAAAAUAAGGUCUCCUGGAACAGGAUGAUGAGAGGACUCCCUCCGGGCCUGAGGACACCCAAUGCUACGAUGGCUGUUACACCAAGCGACCGGCUCGGAUCAUUGGUGGACGAAGCCUUCCUCGGUGAGUACUUCGAUGCUGAUUAUAACACUGUUGCUAUUGUUGGUAUGUCAUGCCGGCUUCCAGGUGUCGGCUCGCCAGAUGAUCUGUGGAAGAUACUAGAGAAUGGUCAGAGUAUAUAUAAAGGGACACCUGCAAAGUAUCUUGAUGCCCACACCAGUGUAGACCGAUUCGGGAGUGUGACGAACAGCAGUCAAUCGGUACAAAGCCGCUUCAUUGACCAGCCCGGGCUAUUUGACGCUGGCCUGUUCAACGUCGCUCCCGAUGAUGUUAAAGACAUGCACCCAAUCAAGCGGCUUCUACUCCUCGCCAUGUACGAGGCACUUGAAAGUGCUGGGUAUACCCCCCAUAGUCGUGACUCCCAGCGCGUGGGUACUUUCAUUGGGCAGGCCACAGACCAGCCACGCUACCUUCGCGAUACUGUUGGCGCUGGGCGAUUGAAUCAAUACUUCAAGUGGGAUGGCCCUUCAUAUACCAUUGAAACAGCAUCUUCUCCAAGCACAGCCCCUAUGGAGAUGGCGUAUCAUGCUCUACGUCGUAGUGAGUGUGAUAUUGCGGUGGUCGUAGGCACUAAUCACUUGUCUGAUCCGACGUGCAACUCCACCGAGGAAGGGCACUUUCUUUCGGAAGGAGUGGGUGUGGUUAUACUUAAGCGGCUUCCAGACGCGCUCAAGGCUAAUGAUCGCGUUCGGGGUGUCAUCACCGCUGUGGUCUCUAAUAAUACAGGUAAUCCCUGCAACAAGCCUCCUCAGAAAAGGCUCUUAAAAGACGUCCUGCGACGCGCCCGUCUCGGUCCAGGGGACUUGGACUAUAUAGAAGGGGACGGGUGUGAUGAGGAGCAGAAUAUGGCGCAAGUCGAGUCGAUCGUGGAUCUCAUGUCACUCGCGCCUGAAGGGAAUGAGCCCCUGCGCGUCGGCUCUGUCAAGCCGACUGUUGGCCAUUUGGGAGCAGCCUCUGGCAUUCUUUCUGUGCUCAAAUCUGUCCUCAUGCUUGAGCGGGAGUUAAUCCCUCCUGAUGUUGGUAUUAGCUCAGCCUCGAAGCGACAAUUAGCCAAAGGCAAAGUUGAAGUUCCUCAGUCGGCAAUGGCAUUCCUGCAGUCUCGUCGGGGGCGUGAUACGCGCCGCAUUCUGGUCAACCACUCCAAUGCUAUGGGCGACAAAAUGGCAUUACUUAUUGAAAAUCAUCCAUGCGCUAUCCCUCAAAAGCGCUCUGACCAACGCGCUAACUAUAUGGUGGCGGUAUCCGGACAGACGGUGAAGUCCCUGAGAGGCAACCAAGAGCGACUUCUACAGUAUUUGCAGGCACAGCCUGAGGUGCAACUGGCCAACAUAGCAUAUACGACAACUGCCCGACGACUGCAUCAUGUAUACCGUCGCGCAUAUUCCGUGGGUCAUGUCCGGCAGCUCAAGGAGAUCCUGCAGAAGGAGCUUGCAGAUCCCCUGCCUGUGGAUCUCGUUGGCAUUCAACCAAGCCGGGUCUUUGUAUUCACUGGCCAAGAGGGACAAUAUCCGGGGAUGGGGCGACAGCUCUUCAGGACGUGUCCUACCUUCAAACAACGACUGCUUGAAUGUAACAACAUAUGCACACAGCUUGGAUACGGACCGUUUGUGGACAUCAUUGAACGGGAAGAUCUUGACCUAGGCGACGUGACACCCGUCCAGAGCCAGCUUGCUGUGAUCUCGCUGGAACUGGCACUGGCUCAUGCAUGGCGGGCCUGGGGCACUACGCCUGAUAUGGUUUUGGGACAUAGCUUGGGUGAAUACGCAGCACUGUGUGUAGCAGGUGUCCUCUCUCUCUAUGACACGUUGUAUCUGGUUGGAGCGAGAGCACAGCUUAUCCAGCGCGACUGCACCAGCGACGCACACGGCAUGCUCACCAUUAGAUCGGAUCCCGAAACGAUUCGAGACACACUGCUACAGUAUGAAGAGUUUGCGGGUUGCACAAUAUCCUGUCUCAAUGGUCCCUCUUCAACUGUCGUAAGCGGUGAGCAUGAUCAGCUCUGCCUGCUAAAGGACCACCUAGCGGGGAUAUCCACCCGGCUCCUUCCUGUGCCAUUUGGAUUCCACUCGCCGCAGAUGGAUUCCACACUGGAUGAGUACCGUCAGCUGUGCUCGUCUAUCCAGUUCAAUGCCCCACGAAUCCCAGUUAUUUCCACAUUAACAGGUUGCGCUGUUGAGCGUGCUGGAAUCUUCGAGCCAGAUUACCUCGCAAGGCAAACCCGAGAACCGGUCAAGUUCCAGGAUGCACUUCGAACCUGCGAAAUGAAGCUUACUGAGAAAGGCAAGGGCCUUUGGCUUGAAAUUGGCCCUGCCCCGGUCUGUACUGAAAUAGCUCAAUCUCAGCAAUCAGUCCCAGGGCAGCACAUGCUAUUCUCCCUCAGUCCUAAGCGGGAUGACUGGGAAGUCAUCUCACAGGCACUGACUCAACUAUAUACAAUUGGAUCAGACAUAAACUGGGGAGCUUUCCAUUCAGACUAUGUCGACAAUCUGCAGCUGCUUGAUCUACCCAAAUAUGCCUUUGAUUUGAAGGACUUUGGCAUCCCAUAUCAGAAGGAUAGUGUACGCAUGACAGGAGGCAGACCUAAUGGACCCAGUCGGGAAAUACCCUUCUCUACCAGCACCUUGCACAAGAUAGAGAAAGAAGUGCAUGGCGAUAAGAGAUCUGCGGUAACAUUUUUGUCGGAUCUCUCGCUACCAGCCUUACUUUCUGCUCUAAAAGGUUACAGCAUGUUCAAUCAGUGUGUCUUUCCAAGCUCUGUCUACACGGACAUGGCUUUGACGGCUGCCUCUUACACAUGCAAAGUAAUGGAAGCAGUCAGCGAAGUUCCUCCCAUGAGUGUGUCCAAUAUGGAAAUUAUCCAACCACUCGUCGUGCGACAGAAUCAGCCCAACCCUGUUCUUAAGCUCCGCGCCGAACGCAGCAAGGGAAGCAACUGCGUGGAGGUCGUGUGUUCCUCGCAGGCCCCAUCUAGCCCAGAGGAGCAACGGCUUGCCCGAUGUACUGUCUACUUCGACUCGAGCGAUUCUACGAAGCAAAAUUUGAGGGACAGAAGCCAGCACACCCAGGCCAAAUGUGAUACACUGCAACGAGCAGCCCGCACCGGCUCGGCUCAUCAUCUUCGCAACAGCAUGAUUUAUAGACUGUUCGCUCAACCCAUUGUGUACGGUCCCCGCUACCGAUGCAUCCGGGAAAUUACCAUGCACGAAGAAAUGAGAGAAGCAACGGCCAUAAUCAAGUUCCCCAGACCCGCGACCGGCGAAACCUUUACCGUCAGCCCGUACUGGAUGGACUCGUUCAUCCAACUAGGCAGCUUCGCUCUCAACGGACACGACAAGGCUCCAGAGAACACAUCAUACAUCUGCACGGGCUGGUGGAAGCUCUGGGCACCGGCUGACCUGUCACCUGAUCGAGAAUAUACCAGCUACGUGCACAUGCAAGAGACGGAGCCAGAAAGCGGAUUACACAUUGGCGAGGUGUAUCUCUUGUCUGAUGGACAGAUUGUGGGAGGAUGCACCGGACUUCGAUUCCAGCAGCUUCCGAGACCUGAAUUGUGUGAGCUUCUCACUACGGGUACCAGCCGUAGUGUUGCAAAGGCGCCUGCUCCCAGCACUGAACCUGAAACUCCAUCGUACACCAAGCCUCAGAUUAUCAAGGGUAAAGCGGUGCGGUUUCUUCGGCUGUUAUGAUGUUUUAGAAGGCGUCCGUAGGACAUUUAUGUUUGGC